AUGACACCGCACAGCGAGGACACGGGGCCGCUACUGGGCGCCGAUGCCGAGCACGAAGGUGUGCGUACACGCAUCCCAGCCUGGCGCCGCGUGCGAUUCAGAUAUUGGGAUGGCCACAAGUUGCCACGCCUGGACAACUAUGUCGCGCUUGAGCGCCUCGCAACAUGUCUCACCGCGGGCACCUGUACGGACAGCGAGCGCAAGAUCAUUCUGCUCGCCAGCUUUCACUUUGGGCACUCGGAGCUCGGAUGGAACGGCGGCGAGCAGGUAUGGGCGCGCUCGAUGCUAAGCGCGUUCCGUGAGCUCAACCACACAGUGCUGUUCUCCUGGGGACACAUGGACACGCUACUCAACUAUCAGGCGCUACCCGAGCUCGUUACGCACGUCCUGUGGGAGCGCAAAGAGUUCCUCGUCUGCCAGGAGCGCAACGACACGAACUACCGUGAAAUGGACAAGGAAGACUUUGCGACCAAACCUUGGCAUGACUGGCAGACGGGCCCCAAGCGCUGCAUGCAGGCCGAUGACUACCCGCAAGGCAUCCCAUACUGGAAGAGCUUCCACUUCUGGUUCUUCGUUGAGACGGACCAUCCGCUUGGUGGUCACUGGAUUCUUUCGCCCGAAGACUACGACCUGUGGUAUGGCAAGAAGCCAAACCACACAUACCUGGGAUAUUCUAUCGAGCACCGCUGUAAUCAGUUUCCCACUUUCGAUCACCGCGAGCAUCGUGGCCUAAUCCUCGCCAAAACGUUAAACUACUUUGAGCAGAAAAUCAACGGCUUCUACAACAUCAUAGGCAAGGCUCGCGACGGAGUCCAGCCCAUCUCUGAGAACGGGAAGGAAGUCAAGUUUGAGCUUGUCACGACUGUUGGCGAGAAAGGCACUCACAUUGAGGACCCCGAUAUUGAGUCGCUCGGCCGCAUGGACCAGAAGGCGUGGACCGAGGUCCUGGCGCGUAGCAAGCUGCUGCUCGGCAUUGGGCGCCCAAUUGUAUCUCCAUCACCAUAUUACGCACUGUGCAUGGGCGUGCCAUUCAUUCAACCGGUUGGGUGGUGGAACAAGCACAGACCCGACGACCGCAGCGCCUGGCAGACGCAGCAGAUGGGCAUGCGCAUGUUGGAGGAGCCGUACGUGUACCAUGUCAAGGCGGGGGACGAGGAGGGCCUGCGAGCGGCCAUGCAGCGCGCUGUCGACAACCCCAUCCCGCGCUACAUCCCGCCACACAUGACAUGGGACGCGUUUAUGGGACGCGUGCGCUCUUUCCUUGCGCGCGACUGGCAGGCAGAGGCCAAGCAGCACAUCGUGCAGACAUACGCGGACGCGCCCAAGUGGCAGUACCUCGCCAUGGACUCGCCAUACAAGGGUACAUCGAUGACUUUGACAUUCCCACCAGAUCGCAUGUGGCUCAUGGUCUUGGUCCCUAGACGAGGUAGUGCCCACAACAACAUUUCAUCUCUCCAGUCGAUCGGAGGCGAGCGGAAGGGAAAGGCGGAAGCCGGCUGA
This is a messenger RNA of Cutaneotrichosporon oleaginosum, 1500 nucleotides long. NCBI's taxonomy places the organism in Eukaryota, Fungi, Basidiomycota, Tremellomycetes, Trichosporonales, Trichosporonaceae. The record is from RefSeq and is a predicted model, not a curated record.